CGAGAGUACUGGUACGCGCGUUACACUACGUGCGUAUUUACGGACACGUAUUUACGAAAGAAAAAGAAAAUAAGAAUUAAAAAAAAGAAACUUUUAACAGAAGAUAACCAGGACGAUUUCUUUACGCUUAUGUUACAUAUCUUGUCGGCGGCGGCAGCUUUCAAAGGAAUAAAACUCGAUUCACGGCACGAUCGCGGCGAGUGAAAGAAAAAGAAAGAGAGAGAGAGAGAGAGAGAGAGAGAGAGAGAAAGAGAAAGGAGAAUGGGGGAUAUAGAGAAGGAAAGAGCGUGAGGGUAAACCUAUGGAGAAGGAGAAAGAGAGAGAGAGAGAGAGAGAGAAAGAAGAGGGGGAUAGUCUGGACGUAGAAAGGGAGGAAAAGAGGGAUAAAUACGACGAGAGGGAGGAGCAGUAAAGGAUAGGUAACGAAUCGCUUUACGUUCGCUGACCUCUAUCGUUUCAUCAUCGUCUUCUCUUCGUCGUUGCUCCGUCAUAGACGUCAUUCGUGACCGAGGUCUUGUCUCCUUGUCGAACGAGAAGAAAUAGAGAAAGAGAGAAGAAGAAGAAGAAGAAGAAGAAGAAGAAGAGGACGACGCGCUCGAGCGUGGUGAAGGGCAACGAAUGGUAAAAGGGAGGGGGAGGAAGAGAGAAAAGAAGAGGGAAAAAGGAUCGUCGUUUGUUGUUCGCUUUCCGAGAAGAAAGAACUAGACAGACACAGUGGCAAAAGGGGGAUUGAUUUCCAAGUUUUCGAACGAUUUUGUUAAACGAUUUGUUACAAGGGAGGGUAUUGUCAUUAUUUUAUAUAUGUGUUAGAAUCCUUUCGAUAGAGGGAGAGAGAGGGAGAGGGAGGGAGAGAAAGAAAGAGAGAGGAAGAAAAUUUCGAUCAAAAGUGAUUAACGAAGAAGAACGAUCAUGUUUAGGCUUUUGGGUGGUCUAGCCUAUUAUCUCAAAUGGCAAGAAGUCUCCACCGUAUCUUUGCUCUUUCGCAUACAUAAUAACUUUACUUCGGUGGUGCUUCUAACUUGCUCAAUAAUAAUCACCGCGAAUCAGUUCGUUGGAAAUCCAAUCUCAUGUAUCGUCGGUCAUGGCCUGCCACAACAUGUCAUCAACACCUACUGUUGGAUAACCUCAACGUUCACGAUGCCGGACGCUUUCAGUCGACAGAUGGGCACUGAGGUGGCACAUCCAGGGGUAGCAAACGAUUUAGGAGACGUCAAUGCAAGGAAAUACUAUACUUACUACCAGUGGGUUUGCUUCGUACUCUUCUUCCAGGCAAUUUUGUGUUAUACACCUCAAUGGCUCUGGAACAUGUGGGAAGGUGGAUUGAUGAAUACAUUGAUCAUGGGAAUGAAUUGUGGCAUUGAUAAGCAAGAUAUCAUCAAGAAGAAAAAAUCCAAGUUGAUGGAAUAUAUUAUGUCCCAUUUAACGAGGCAUCAAAAGUACGUGUAUCACUACUUCGCUUGUGAGCUCUUGUGCCUGGUCAACAUUAUUGGACAACUGUACCUGAUGAAUCGUUUCUUCGAUGGAGAAUUUCUUAAUUAUGGCCUUCGUGUAUUACACAUAUCGAAUACACCGCAAGAGAAUCGUUUUGAUCCUAUGGUUUACGUAUUCCCUCGUGUUACAAAAUGCAUAUUUCACAAAUACGGUGCUUCCGGUACGAUACAGAAGCACGAUUCAUUAUGCGUUUUACCGCUAAACAUAGUCAACGAAAAGACUUAUAUCUUCAUUUGGUUCUGGUAUAUCAUUCUCUCCGUAUUUUUGAUUGGUUUGGUCGCUUACAGAGCUGCUAUAAUAUUUGCACCGGCCGUAAGACCAAGAUUGUUGCAUAUCGCAUCGCCUGGAAUAUCAAUUGAAACGUGUCAAAGUAUUAGUAGAAAAGUAGAUCUUGGUGAUUGGUGGAUACUUUAUAUUCUUUCGUGGAACAUGGACGGUAUCCUUUAUAAAGACUUUUUAGAAGAACUUACGAAAAAAAUGAGCUCCCAUAUUUCUCAACCGAUCAAUGCUUAAAUUUAUUUAGCAAUUGUAAAAUUAUAUCUAAUUAUAUUUUGCAGUUUAGGUAUUAACAAGGGACUGACUAGAGUCUAAUGUGACUCGUGUUGACAUGUUUCUUUAUUAUACGAGAGAAUACUCGUUAAAAAAAAAAAAAAAAAAAAAAAAAGAAAAAAAAGAAAGAAAAAACAAAAAAAAAACAAAAAAAAAAACAAAAGACAAAAAAAAUGUUACACGUUUACAUAAUUUUUGAUAAUAAUUUUACAAUGUCGGCGAUGUAGUCGUCGUAAGAUAGUUUAUAAACAACAAGAGGGAUAUAUUGCCAUUUUUGAUAAUAAUUUUGGUAUAUCAGUGACGUCAUCAAUCGUAAGAUAGUUUUUAGGUAAAAUAUUACCUUCGUACGUAUGGUUUAGAUAAUUGAUUGAUUAUAUUGCAUUUGCGUAAAAACGUAUAAGAGAUUAUCAAAAGAAUUAUAAGAAUAAUAUUAUAUUUAGUAUAGAAAUCAUAUAAACAUCUUUCCUUUUUUUUUUUUUUUUUUUUUUCUUAUAUAUAUAUACAUACAUGCGCGCCAGGAUUUGAAUCGAUCUUUGUCUUAUAUUGAUUACUCGAUCGACAGAUCAAUCUUGUACUUCGCAAACGUUCCUUAUCGUUGCUCGAAGAUCAUUCGUGCGUUUCUAUUGCAUUUCUUUAAAGCAUAGUAUGUUUAUAAUUAAUUAAUUAAUUAAUUAAUUAAUAACAUAAUUAAUAUCUAUGAUCUUUUGAUAAUAUACAAGUUCACUCGAGUGUGUUGGAUAUAUUCAUGACCGUGAACUAAUAUUAGUUUUAUAAAACAAGUUGCGGUUAUUAUUUUUUCCAUGUAUUAGAUAAUUUCGAACGAUGAUUAUCUUACUCGUUCUUAUAAAUAUUUUAUAUCAUUGAAUCAUUUACCAUCCAAUGGUAUUUAUGAUUUAUAAGGAUUAAUUCAUGAACAAAAAAGAGGUGAUAUAGAUUAGAAACUUUCAUUAGAUGUUCUUUCUCUUUCUACAUAGAAAAUUAUUGGAAUAGAUUGAAAUUAGUUCUAUUGUAUUUAAUUUGAUGAAAUGUAAGUAAUAUUUCGCUGAUUUUAGAACGACACAUUUCUAUAAAAUACUUUGCCCACUUGUGUUCCAGAAUUAACAACAACAACAACAACAACAACAACAAAAACAAUAACUAAUUGUUAUUACAAAAGACUUUUCACUAUUGUGGAUCUUCCAGCAGCUUUAUAGUACGUAAGACAGAUAUUCGGAUAAGCAAUUUAUUUGUAUCCACGUAUACGAUUGUAUAAAGAUUACUUUUGAAAUGA
This is a messenger RNA of Vespa crabro (European hornet), 3310 nucleotides long. It is a transcript of the gene ogre, whose product is annotated as innexin inx1. The transcript has 5 exons. NCBI's taxonomy places the organism in Eukaryota, Metazoa, Arthropoda, Insecta, Hymenoptera, Vespidae. Gene Ontology annotation, molecular function: gap junction channel activity. Gene Ontology annotation, cellular component: plasma membrane; gap junction. The record is from RefSeq and is a predicted model, not a curated record. The coding region runs from base 910 to 2004 and encodes 364 amino acids.